Hordeum vulgare subsp. vulgare (domesticated barley) is the source of this 1464-nucleotide messenger RNA. Its product is annotated as gibberellin 2-beta-dioxygenase 6-like. Gene Ontology annotation, molecular function: dioxygenase activity. The coding region runs from base 196 to 1260 and encodes 354 amino acids. The record is from RefSeq and is a predicted model, not a curated record. NCBI's taxonomy places the organism in Eukaryota, Viridiplantae, Streptophyta, Magnoliopsida, Poales, Poaceae. The transcript is spliced from 3 exons.
UUUCGUAGCACCGCGGUUCGCCAUAGCCACUGCCCAGUUUGUAGCCAAGCUAAGCAAGUGAGUGUGCACUGCGUGUGACACGAGGACUGGUUGGUCCAUCCCAAGCGCGGCCGCUAGCUAGCUAGGCCUAGACGUACGCACCGCACGCACGUGUCUAAGCUAGCUCUAUCUUUCACCUCCGUCCACCGAUCGACCAUGCCGGCCUUCGCCGAGCCUGCCAUUGAUCCGCCUCUGGCGGACAGCUACCGCGCGCUCCUGCGCAGCGACGAGCGCGCCGGCAUUGCGGCGGCGCCGGCGACGGGCAGCGUGGCCGUGCUGGAGCGCGACCUGCCGAUGAUCGACCUGGAGCGCCUGAGGAGCGGCGACGCGAGGGAGAGGAAGGCGUGCGCGGACGCCAUGGCGGCCGCGGCGUCGGAGUGGGGCUUCUUCCAGGUGAUCAACCACGGCGUGGGGCGGCAGCUGCUGGAGGAGAUGAGGCGGGAGCAGGCGCGGCUGUUCCGCCUGCCGUUCGACACCAAGGAGAAGGCCGGGCUCCUCAACGGCUCGUACCGGUGGGGCAACCCGACGGCAACGUCGCUCCGGCACCUCUCGUGGUCGGAGGCCUUCCACGUUCCGCUCGCCACCAUCUCCCGGGAGGACUGCGACUAUGGAAAGCUCAGCUCCUUGAGGGAGGUGAUGCAGGAGGUGGCGGACGCUAUGUCGUGUGUGGCGGACACGGUGGCCGGGGCGCUGGCGGAGGAGCUCGGGCACGCGGCGGGGGGCGGCGAGUCGACGUUCCCGGCGGGGUGCGACGGGACGACGUGCUUCCUGCGGCUCAACAGGUACCCGGCGUGCCCGUUCGCGCCGGACACGUUCGGCCUGGUGCCGCACACGGACAGCGACUUCCUCACCAUCCUCUGCCAGGAUCAGGUCGGGGGCCUACAGCUGAUGAAGGACGCGCGCUGGGUCGCCGUGAAACCACACCCCGACGCGCUCAUCGUCAACGUCGGCGAUCUGUUUCAGGCGUGGAGCAACAACAGGUACAAGAGCGUGGAGCACAAAGUGGUGGCCAACUACAAGGCGGAGCGCUUCUCCGUCGCCUACUUCCUGUGCCCGUCCUACGACUCGCCCGUCGGAACAUGCAGCGAGCCGUCGCCGUACAGGCCGUUUACCUUCGGGGAGUACCGUAGGAAAGUGCAGGACGACGUCAAGAGAACCGGCAAAAAGAUUGGCCUCCCCAACUUUCUCAAACACUCUCCCGUUCACGGCCUCUCUUCUUAAUCUUAAUUAACCCCUGUGAACCCAAAUCUCACCGUAGGAGCGUCGUGCGUCACCGGACAAGUUUUCCUCCUUUUCUUUAUUCUUUCUAUUUCUAUUUCUAUUCUAGUUUUGGUUCGCCCCUUUUGGGCCUACUAGGUGAUAGGUGCUAUAGCACGAGAUAAUGAUGGAGGAAUCAAUCGAAUAUAACAUGAUGCUAUGGUGAUA